This is a messenger RNA of Gopherus evgoodei (Goodes thornscrub tortoise), 3454 nucleotides long. RefSeq names its product THUMP domain containing 1 (gene THUMPD1). NCBI's taxonomy places the organism in Eukaryota, Metazoa, Chordata, Testudines, Testudinidae. The coding region runs from base 1025 to 1993 and encodes 322 amino acids. The transcript has 4 exons. Gene Ontology annotation, biological process: tRNA modification. The record is from RefSeq and is a predicted model, not a curated record. Gene Ontology annotation, molecular function: RNA binding.
AAGUAUAGCAGGCAGUAGGUUUCCGGUAUAGUGGCGUUUAUGUGACCAUUGCAACCUAUCCUUGGAGGUUGCUGUGUGUUUAUCGGUAGCCUGUAUCACAGAGAUGAGGGCUGCAGAAGCCAGGAAGUUAAGUCAGCGUUUAUCUGUGGCCAGAGGCUGUUGGUUUCAGGGAGCUGAGGUACAUCAGAUAUGAAGCAAAACUGUUUAAUACUGAAGGCAGAUGGUGAUGAGGUUUUUCACAAGCCUGUGUACCCCAGGGAGUAUUGCACCCUUCCCCCCCAAAAAAAUAUUAUUUUGAGGGAGGAAAAUCAGAAUUUUUGAGCCUGACGUGAUUUCUGAAUGUGGGAGUUGGCAAUUUUCCCUCUAUAUAAUAAUGAAACACACAGUCCCUGACUCAAAGUCACCUAAAGUUGUAGGAUAAACCAAAUUGACCCUCUUGCCUACCUGCUUUGCAUGGGUGAGGGUAACGUUUUAGUACAACAGCUAAACAAGGGCUGGUAAAGAGCUAGUGCGAACACAGCCAGCUCUGGCUCACCACUGUGGGGCUGUGGCUAACUACACGGCUCUCUCUUUACCCCAGUGGCCGUUCUUUGCCAAACAUUACAACACACCGGAGCAUCGGCUACAGCUGGGAUUUCGUCCCAGCCCCACGCAGGCAGGGCCCGGCCCGGCCCGCGAGAGCCAAGGCGGUAGCACAGGCAGCUCCUGGGUGGCGCCUCUCCCGAAGCUGGAUGGCGCGGCAGAGCGGGGGGGGGCCUGGCUCGUCUCCCGGCCUCACUUCCCGGCACGAGCAGCGCGGUGCUACGGGGACAAGCGGCACGCGGCUGUCACGGGGGUGACUUUAGGACCCGGGAGAGCCACUGAAUGCGGCGGGCUUUAGGACCCGGAAAGCCCUUAGGACUUGCUGGCAUGAGCCCCCUUUCCGUCGCGCUACUGUGGCGUCAUCGCCUCGCGCCGCACGUCGGCGAGUAACGCGUGGUUCUGGCGCCCGCGUGGAGUCCGGACUCGUGGCUCAGCUGCCUCCAUGGCCGCCUCGGAGCAGCCGACUGCGGCGAUGAAGCGGCGGCACAAGGCGCGGUACGUGCCGGGGCAGCAGGCCAAGCGGCCCCGGGGCGGCGGCGGGCCGCGGCAGCUGGAGCUCGGCAUGCAGGGCAUCCUCAUCACCUGCAACAUGAACGAGCGCAAGUGCGUGGGGGAGGCCUACAGCCUGCUCAACGAGUACGGGGACCUGCUCUACGGGCCCGAGAAGUUUACAGAUCAAGAUGGCAGGUUGUCAGGAAGUGAAGAGGACGAAGAUGAUGUUGAAGCUGCCUUAAAGAAAGAAGUUGAUCAGAUUCGCACUUCGACUGAACAGAAGCUGAGAAGAUUCCAGUCAGUGGAGAGUGGAGCUAACAAUGUGGUCUUUAUUAGAACGCUGGGUGUAGAACCUGAGAAUCUCGUCCAUCAUAUAUUAAAGGACUUGCACACUACUAAAAAGAAGAAAACAAGAGUGAUUCUGCGUAUGUUGCCCAUUUCUGGAACCUGCAAGGCUUUUGUGGAAGAUAUGAAAAAGUAUUCAGAGACCUUCUUUGAGCCUUGGUUUAAAGCCCCUAAUAAGGGUACUUUUCAGAUUGUUUACAAAGCUCGUAAUAACAGUCACAUGAGUAGGGAAGAAGUAAUCAAAGAAUUGGCAGGAAUAGUGGGCAGCCUAAAUCCAGAAAACAAAGUGGAUCUUAAUAACCCCCAGUAUACCAUUGUGGUAGAAAUAAUAAAAAAUGUCUGUUGCUUGAGCGUGGUGAAAGACUAUGUUUUGUUCAGAAAAUAUAAUCUACAAGAGGUGGUGAAGAGCACCAGGGAAGAGCUGGUACAGCAAAACCUGUUGAAUGCUUCACAGGAGGAGAAGUUGCAAGAAAUAAAACUGGCAGAAGAGGACUCUAAAGAAGUGAAACCAGAAGACAAAGGUCAGAGUGAGGAGGAAUCUAAGCCCAAUGAGAGCGACAGUCAGCAGGCAUAGAGAGUGUGAUGGAAGGGGAAGACGAACACUAAAGAUCACUGUAAAAAUAGACUGGCUUAGAGUUUUGAGAUGGACAUUUAAAGGGGAGCUUAAUUUUUUAUUUUAAAUUUGCUUUUUAAAAUAUCCAGGUAUUUUAAAAAAACCCAAAAACCGUAACGCUCCAUCCUGUCUUUGCUAUUGGAGUCAAUGUUGCAGCACGCAGUGUCAGAGAGAGUGGUGAUAUUUAUCACUUAACUCUUCAGCCUGAUUCUCCAGUGCCUUCCAUCUUGUGUGGUCAUAGAUCUGUGCAAUGUGUAUGUAAACUGUUACCAGUCUGAUCGGUAGCAUUUUAAACGCACUUACUACAUGUCAAUAACUACCAUAGGGUGCUGGGCUGACUCAACCCCUUUGCCUCUAGACAUCCUGAGAAACCAGUGGCAGAGGCAGGAUUUGAGAGGUCUGGAAAAGGACAGGAUCUUGCAAGGGGGUUUAUUUGAAAAUACAAUGCCAUUUUGUUUUGGUGAGAUGACUUUCUAUACUAUGUAAACCUCGUCUUAUUAAAUACAGAAUGAGCCAUAAGCACCUGAUUUUCUGUGUGUUGUUCAGAUGUCUACAAAGUCUAGUUUAGAACAUAUUAACAUGUCUUUGAAAUAUGUUGGGGGAGGGGGAGAAGAGGAAUUGCCACCAUCAAAAUAGCUCAGUAUUAUGAGCAAACCUCUCCCUCAAAUUCCUGUAAUUUUCUAGAAUAGACAGAUGCCAGUGUAUAAUCUUGGCAAAAGCACCCUGUGGUAUGUCUCUCAAGAAGAGCAAUGUGCAUAGUGGACAGGAGCAUAUAUGGUUAUCUAUUAACUAUCUGAGAAGAACCCAUUUCUAAGGAUACUUCCAAAGGCACUCCUUUAUUUAAGUUUGAUGUUUUUAUUAAAUAGUCUCAUUCAUUGGUUUUAUUUUUUUAUUAGCUGUGCUCAUGUUUGAAUUGGUUUUUAAACUUCUUCAUGUGAAAGCAGCUCUCUGUAUUACACAACAUCUAAUAGAAAAAGUUAAACUUUUUCUAUAUGGCUUCAAUUUUACAAAAUGAGUGUUUUGCCUCAGUUUGAAAAUAGCAUCUGAAUUUUUUCUCUUCCUAUAACAUUUGAAGAAUACAUCUCAUUGAUAAGUUACAGUAUCAUUUUUACAAAGACUAGAAACCCAGAUUAAAAAAAACCCUAUUUUAAUAUAGUACGGCUAUAGCUUGUUUUCCAAUAGUAUUGUUGCUGUGCACUUUUUGUACACGUGUGUGGCUUAGAUGUUCCAUGAUGCACUUACAACUUAAACCUAUUGGUGUCACUAAUGGAAAAGCAUUUGCUCCAAAUAACACCAGCUGGCUUGAUCCUGAUUUAAUGAAAAGGACAUGUGGUUGAGCCUCUUCUGAGUUUUGUUUUAUGAUCUCUAGUGUUUGUAAAACUGUUUUAAGUUUGAAAAUUAAAAAAAAUUCUUCCUUCCUUC